This is a messenger RNA of Hibiscus syriacus, 1428 nucleotides long. Its product is annotated as aspartyl protease AED3-like. Gene Ontology annotation, biological process: proteolysis. The record is from RefSeq and is a predicted model, not a curated record. NCBI's taxonomy places the organism in Eukaryota, Viridiplantae, Streptophyta, Magnoliopsida, Malvales, Malvaceae. Gene Ontology annotation, molecular function: aspartic-type endopeptidase activity. Bases 22 to 1320 code for a protein of 432 amino acids. The transcript is spliced from 2 exons.
AAAAAACCCAUUUUCUAAACCAUGAAAAGCCAUAUAUUUUCUCUGGUUUUCUUCUUGUUUACGCUAGUAGCCCAUGGAUUGAACCCCAAAUGUGAGAGUCAAGACCGAGGUUCAAACCUCCAAGUGUUCCACAUUUACAGUCCCUGCUCACCCUUCAGACCCUCAAAGCCGCUGUCAUGGGAAGAAGAUGUGCUCCAGACGCAAGCCAAGGACCAGGUCAGGCUCCGAUAUUUGUCCAGCCUCGUGGCCAAGAAAUCCGUGGUGCCAAUAGCUUCCGGCAGGCAGAUAUUGCAGAGUCCGACUUAUAUCGUGAGAGCCAGCAUCGGAACCCCACCUCAAACCUUGCUCAUGGCCAUGGAUACCAACAACGAUGCCGCUUGGAUACCUUGUACCGGCUGCACCGGCUGCUCUUCCACUGUUUUCGACAAUGUUAAGUCCACCACUUUCCACACCCUCGGCUGCCAAGCUCCUCAAUGCAAGCAGGUGCCGAAUCCCAGCUGCGAUACCACUGGCAACACUUGCAUAUUCAACAUGACCUACGGUGGUUCCACCAUUGCAGCGAACCUCUCACAGGACACAAUCGCCUUAGCCACCGACUCUGUCCCGAGCUACACUUUUGGCUGUCUGCAACAGACGACCGGCAACUCGGUGCCACCACAGGGUCUGUUAGGGCUUGGUCGAGGUCCAUUGUCCCUUCUGUCUCAGACCCAAGACUUGUACCAAUCCACAUUCUCUUACUGUUUGCCUAACUUUAGGUCCUUGAACUUUUCUGGGUCAUUGAGACUUGGGCCAGUUGGGCAGCCCUUGAAGAUCAAAACCACCCCGUUGCUGAAGAACCCUAGGAGACCAUCGCUUUACUUUGUGAAUCUGAUUGGAAUCAGAGUUGGAAACAGAGUUGUUGAUAUCCCACCAUCUGCCAUUGCUUUCAAUACCACCACUGGUGCCGGCACCAUUAUUGAUUCUGGUACCGUCUUCACCCGGCUAGUCGCACCGGCCUAUGUUGCUGUCCGAGAUGAGUUCCGGAGACGUGUUAAGGUUGCCAACGUGACGUCUCUCGGCGGUUUCGAUACAUGUUACAAUGUACCGAUAGUGGCACCGACGGUAACGUUGAUGUUCGCCGGCAUGAACGUGACACUCCCAGAAGAUAACCUGUUAAUCCACAGCACAGCGGGAAGCAUCACAUGUUUGGCGAUGGCAUCGGCACCAGAUAAUGUGAAUUCGGUGCUGAAUGUGAUAGCCAAUAUGCAGCAACAGAACCAUAGGAUCCUUUUCGAUGUGCCCAAUUCGAGAUUGGGUGUUGCCCGUGAGCUCUGCAGCUAAAAUACCGACUCUACUUGUGCUUCGGCAAUUCAAUUAUUCGUCUUCUGUUCGAGUAAUGCAACUGUUUUCAAAGUUUUAAUAUAUAUAAAUUUAAAGAUGUAUUAAUAA